Messenger RNA from Paramacrobiotus metropolitanus, 2931 nucleotides. Its product is annotated as target of rapamycin complex subunit LST8-like. The record is from RefSeq and is a predicted model, not a curated record. Gene Ontology annotation, cellular component: TORC1 complex; TORC2 complex. Gene Ontology annotation, biological process: TOR signaling; regulation of actin cytoskeleton organization. The transcript has 3 exons. Lineage: Eukaryota; Metazoa; Tardigrada; Eutardigrada; Parachela; Macrobiotidae. Gene Ontology annotation, molecular function: protein binding. Bases 158 to 1111 code for a protein of 317 amino acids.
GCCUGUUUUAUGAAUUGUUUCUGAGUUUCUCACUAACAAGUAAAGUAUUCUUUUAUUUUAUAGAUUGUUUUACAACUUUUAACUUUUUUGUUCGAGAGUGGUAUCAUUCAGGAAAAUUAAUCGUUUAAAGUGCGCUCACUCACCCCUAAAAGCUUAAAUGGCGGGAAGUUCGCCAAAUGGAGUCGUCCUUGCUACUGGGGGUUAUGACCACACGAUCCGUUUUUGGCAUGCACACUCUGGAAUCUGCUGUCGCACCGUGCAGCAUCCGGACUCGCAGGUAAACGCACUGGCGCUGAGUUCCAGCAAAGAUCUCUUGGCAGCAGCCGGAUACCAGCACGUCAGAUUAUACGAAGUGAAUUCCCCCAACACGCAACAUGAUCAUUCCUACGAAGGCGUAAGCAAAAACGUGAUUGCUGUCGGUUUCCAGUCGGAUGGUCGAUGGCUGUACAGUGCGGGAGAAGAUGGAACAGCCAGAGUAUGGGAUCUGCGGACGAAUAGCACCAGCUGCCAAAAACUCAACCAAGCCAAUUGUCCCCUCAGUGCCGCUUGCUUGCACCCGAACCAGACCAACCUGCUUUUCUCCGACCAAAAUGGAACGAUAUUCAUAUGGGAUUUGAGGGCGGACAAGACGCAGAAACUCUAUCCGGAAAAAGGCACCAAUGUGGUGGCUCUCGAUGUGGAUCCGGAAGGCGUUUACUUGGCCUGUGUGACAUCCAAAGGCUCACUCUAUGUGUGGUCGAUUUCCGGUUUGAAAUCGGAUCAAAAUGACUUCAAAGCUACCGGAACGAAUUCUUCUCCCAUCACGGCUCAUACAUCAUACGGGUUAAAGGUCCGCUUCAGUCCUGAUUCCACAUUAUUAGUUACAGCGUCAGCGGAUAAGACUGCCAAAAUUUGGAAAACUUCAGAUUUAAGUCAAGUGACAUGCUUCAAAGAUGAGCGGCAACGAUGGGUGUGGGAUGUUGCUUUUUCCUUAGAUUCCGAAUACGUUAUUACCGCAUCUUCCGAUGGAGCUGCGCGGCUAUGGUCAGUGAAAGACCAGACGAUAAAGCGUGAAUAUACCGGGCAUCAGAAAGCUUUGACGUCCAUGGCAUUCGCUGAUUCUGCUGUUUAACCCGUUCCCGUCCAUUCCUGUCAAAUGGCAGGGCGGGGGACUCGUUUUCUACAAGAGCCCGUAACGCACAUAGCUCAUAUUCUUUAGUUAUAUUUCACAAUAGAGACAUUAGGUGUCGUUUUUAAAAAUCGGACUGUCCAACACAGUGUGGUCUGGGCAUGCACCAAGUGACCAAAGGUGCCCAAAAUCUGGAGUUUUGGGUUCGCGAAGGUCUUCGUUGCCCCUGCAGCCUCCCAGCACGAGAUAAUUCCAAAAUAAAUAAUUCAAGCCAAUCUAGCGGCCCUUAUUGCAAAAUCAUUAGAAGACAAGAAAAAUAACUGGACAGCGGACAAGCACGGUCAUCCUAAAAUUUCCUGCCACGUUUGACAGGGAUGGGCAUGGAUCUACUUUAUCAAUAAAACUAUAAAUUCGAUAUAAAAUCUCAAAGGCUUAGUGGAAAGCCACACAGGCAAUCAAAAAUUCGAGCAAAAAGAGUGUUACAAAGGUUGGUAUUUUGGUGGUCAUCGAAAUGACCGGUGGUCACUAAGCUCGAAAAUUUUCAAAAAACGCUUUUUUUGGGCGGAGAAUUUGAAAAACAAUUUACAAAUAAAGUGCAAACAACAUUAACUAACGCGAAUUAUGGACCUAAAAAGUGUUUCGGUUUGAAAAUUCAGAUUUAUAGUAUAUUCGAGAAACGAAUAUGCUACGCAGUAAGCACUAUGCCUAGAGUAGUCCAGGAUUAGAAGAAAUGAUGAGAUUUGAACUGAUGUAAACGUAAAUUCAUGGAAGGUAUUUCACCCAGCCAUUUUUAAAAUUGUACAGCACUUUGUACAAAUUGUCCCUUACGAAUAGGCGUCAUUGAGUUACCAAGCUAUAGCGGAUAAUAGCGGAAAUGACCAUGCGGGAAUAGUUUUUCAUUGCCGGUGCGGCAUACGCCGUAUACUCUAGGAUGUAGGUGAUGCGUUGCGGGUAGUGUCGCUGUGGUUACUGGCUUAUGAACCGCUUAGUGAUGGCUGAGACCGUUUGUAGAGUACCCUCUACAACCUCUAUUCACUAAAAAGGUACCAAACGUCGGCUGAAAACAGUAAGCGGAAAUAACGAAGAUUGGUUACCAUACAGUAUAACGCGAACAUCAGCGGCAAACACCGCAUAUGUACUGCCAGUACUGUACUGGUAUGAGUGGCAAGAAUGCAGUUGUUGUUUCUAUCUAACUGAAAAUCGUUUUCUAUCGUUUUUUACUGAAAAGCGUGGACACUGUAUCUGUUGUAACGCGUGGCGGCCGAAAAGUGCAGUUUUUUAACAAUUUUUGUUAUUACUGACCACUGGUCAUCUCGAUGACCACAACACUGUCUGGAAUUGAAGAGCUUUUUGAGGCCUUUCGUUAAAGCGUUCCCCCGCCCCAGUGCUACCCUCCCAUAACUAUUUAUAAAUUUCGGCGUGCUACCUGCCAAAUGGCAGGAUGCCCAUCCCUGUCAGUUUGGCAGGCUAUCGCCCUGCUUGACCUAUGGUCACAAAAAUUCUCAAAAAAUCAGUUUUUCUUGAUUGAAUUAUUUGGUUCUGGAGUGCCAAUUUUCAAGUUAUUAUUCGCACUCCUUUUGGUAGCUGACUUUGGUGGGUUAACUACAGCUCAACGUAACCAGGGAAUGUUUUAAAUUAUUGUACUGUAGCUUACGAUGCCAAUUUACCGGUCUUAUGUGGCUAGUGGCUGCUUUUUUUAUAUCUUUGACGGUGUUCUGUAGAUGAAAUCCUGUAUUGCAACUAACGAAUUUUAUAAAAAAUUCUAAAUGACAGCUAAUGCUGCAGAUAUUAUUUUCUUGCACAGCAGUCCUGCGUUUCUGUGA